Australozyma saopauloensis is the source of this 1506-nucleotide messenger RNA. RefSeq names its product DNA-binding transcription repressor (gene ASH1). Gene Ontology annotation, molecular function: sequence-specific DNA binding; zinc ion binding. The transcript has a single exon. The coding region runs from base 1 to 1506 and encodes 501 amino acids. Gene Ontology annotation, biological process: regulation of DNA-templated transcription. The record is from RefSeq and is a predicted model, not a curated record. NCBI's taxonomy places the organism in Eukaryota, Fungi, Ascomycota, Pichiomycetes, Serinales, Metschnikowiaceae.
AUGUCCGUUGCUCUGCCAGCCAUGUUUAGAGAUCAAGUAAACACGUCCAUGGCUAGAGGUGCUCAAGAUAACCUCUCCGGAAUGCUCUCACACUUGCAGUCUGCACCUCAGAAGUUGCGCUCCGAGUCGCCAAUUGCUCAGUCUUCUCCCGACGCUCGUCCCCCGGUUCUUACGUUGAAAAGAACCUACAGCGCUCAUGACCUGAUCGACUCAUCUGUUGUCAACACGAAUAUUCACAAAAGACCAUGUCUUCUCCUGCCUCCUUCUUCGGCAAUCCACUCGCUGUUUCUGGACCCCCUCGGCUCUCAACAGGGCUCCCUCGCCGAUGCCGCCGUUGUCGUUCCACAGCAGAAGGAGCAUGAAGAACCAAAGAUCACUUUGCCUAGCCUCAACGAUGCUUUGGCACACAUCGAACAAAAGCGUCAUUCAGCUCCCACUGUGUCUCAGGAUUACCCUGACACUUGUCAGCCACAUGACGAACAAUGGAGAUAUGGCCUCUUGGACACUAUUCGCAAAACCAAGCCCACUGAAAUAGCGACAGCGCCAGUUACAAAGCCGAAAUUGCCCUCGAUUCAAGAGCUUAACUCCCGCGAGAAGCCAUUAUUUGAUUCUCGUGUGGCUCACAAAGGUCUUCCCGCUUUCCCAGUCCGCAAGGUCAACUUCCCCUACGAAUCCAAUUAUACGUAUUUAAAUCAAACCUACAUGAAAGACGUGGAACAAUAUCCUGAGUAUUUGGAACUCGCACAAUCCCUUGUUCUGCUUUCAAGACCACAACCCCAAACCAACCCUCUGGUUUACGCAUACAAUGCUGGAUCAAGAAAUCCUGGAUUGCGUAUUCAAACCCAGCACUACCAACAACACCCACAACUGCAUGCUCAACAUUUUCCAUACGCCCAGGAGGCUCAUCUUAACAAAACUAUGAUGCAACAUGGUCUCCCUACUCCUCAGCUUGCUACCUUCAGUGCACCAAUGGCUUAUGCUCAAGGGUACAUUCCAGCUCCAAAGUCUGCGCCUUUGCCUAGCAUCUCACAGAUUGCUUACGGCACGCCAGACAGUAGCUUCGAAACCAAACCUCCAUCGCCAUCUGGUUUGAGAAAGGAAAAAUCUUUCUCUGGACAUCCGGUCUCAGUUAACAUGAACAAUAUGCAAUCGAAUGGCCGCACGAGAUUUAUUCCUAUCACUCCUCCUUCUGUCAAAAACAAGACUAGAUCGGAGUUGAUGAAAAGUCCAUCAAGGGUUCCACCAGCACUUCCACGCAUGUGCAUCUCCUGCGGUUCUGACCUGUCUCCAUGUUGGAGACCUUCGUGGUCUCCUAAGGAGGGCCAGUUGUGCAACUCCUGUGGUCUUCGAUACAAGAAGACUGCUGCGCGUUGUCUCAAUGACCAAUGUCGCAGGAUACCCGCCAAAGGAGAGUGGAACUCUAUGGUCAGUAAGGGCAUGGCUCUUUACGAUGGCGUAGAAGCCUACAGUUGUUUAGGUUGUGGUUACAAGGUCGAGACGAAGUAG